Molecule: messenger RNA, 2205 nt
Organism: Xiphias gladius (swordfish)
Lineage: Eukaryota; Metazoa; Chordata; Actinopteri; Istiophoriformes; Xiphiidae
Product: transcription factor AP-1-like
Exons: 1
Coding region: 388-1356 (322 amino acids)
Biological process (GO): regulation of cell population proliferation; regulation of transcription by RNA polymerase II; regulation of cell cycle
Cellular component (GO): transcription regulator complex
Molecular function (GO): RNA polymerase II cis-regulatory region sequence-specific DNA binding; transcription factor binding; DNA-binding transcription factor activity, RNA polymerase II-specific
Source: RefSeq, a predicted model, not a curated record
ACAUCAUUGUUAUUUUCAGUCGAGCUGCAGCUUAGAGGUGGAUAAAGUUCGUCUCCACGUUGGAACUGAUAGAAAGUACACUGUUUCUAGAUUUUGGGAAGGAGAAUAAAUCCACAAAAAAAAAGGAUACUAGAAGUGUAAAAACAGCGAGGCUCGGCGGCCGGGGAGCAACGUCUUUUGUUGAUGAGCACACGGGUCACAAGAGAAAAGUUUUCUCAGGACACUUAAGUUGUCAAGUGAGUUGAACUUCAACAAUAGGCGGACUAUCAGCAGACAGUCGAGAGACAGCGACUCACAGGACAUAUGUAAACAGUCGAUUUUGGACUUUUUUUUUUCUUUAAGGAGAGAAGACCUCCGUCAAGGUGAUAGAAAAAAACAACUUUAUUUAUGUCCAGAAAAAUGGAAGCGACGUUCUACGACGAAGCCGUGAAUGCCUCCAACUCUCAGCAUGACGGGACGGCAGUGUAUGGGUUCAACCCCAAAACCCUCAAACAGACCAUGACCCUGAACCUAAACGACCCGAAAAACUUCAAACCCCAUCUGGGCGCCAAGGCCCUGGACAUCCUGACGUCCCCUGAUGUCGGGCUACUGAAGCUGGCCUCGCCUGAACUGGAGAGACUGAUCAUCCAGUCCUGCAGCGGGCUGACGACUCCCACCCCGACGCAGUUCGUCUGUCCCAGGAACAUCACCGACGAGCAGGAGGGCUUUGCUGAAGGGUUUGUGAGGGCACUGGCGGAGCUCCACUACCAGCAGCAGACGCCGGUCGUCCACCCUGACGCACAGACCGGCGCUACCAACGGCGUAGCAUCCGGCUCCGCCGCGUCAGAGGGCGGCGGGAUUCCCUACAGCUGCACGGUGCGCAGCGAGCCGCCAGAGUACACAAACCUGGGCACUUUCAGCCGGGCUGUGAGCUCUGCGUCCGCACCUGCCAGCGAGAGGCACCCACCCACAAGUUACCCGGCCCCCCCACAGCCGCCCCACAGUCACAUGGACCACCAGCUGGCGGCGGCGCAGCACCCGCGGCUACACGCGCUCAAAGAGGAGCCGCAGACGGUGCCCGAGAUGUCCGGCGAGACCCCGCCGCUCUCCCCCAUCGACAUGGAGACCCAGGAGCGCAUCAAGGCGGAGAGGAAGCGCAUGAGGAACAGGGUGGCCGCGUCCAAAUGCCGGAAAAGGAAGCUGGAGAGGAUCUCCCGGCUGGAGGACAGGGUCAAAAACCUGAAGAGCCAAAACACGGAGCUGGUUUCCUCCGCCAACGUCCUCCGGGACGAGCUGGCUCUGCUCAAGCAAAAGGUCAUGGACCACGUUAACAGCGGCUGCCAGCUCAUUUUGACGCAGCAGCUCCAAGCUUACUAGACUGCCAAGGGAAAGGAACCAAGGGACAUUUCUUGGGGACCAAAUGCAGCUUAAAGGGGCCUGUUCAGCCUUGCAGGGGGGUCUCAUUUCAUGUUUCCACCAACUCAUCCGCUAAGGCUCUCUCCACAGACGAAUGGUGACCGACCGGCCAGAUACUUGUAAUUGGUCAGUAGAAUGAAUAAUAACGGAGCAGGGGCAACUGAACUUAUUGCACCGACGCACAGCUCAGAGGAAACAUUUGCUCAUGCCCCGCCUCUGAUGUGACUUGUUACACAUUUCUGGCAAUUUAGUCUUUAUUUUUAUUUUAAUUUUUUUUUCCAUCUCCAUCCAAAACUCCAAAAUCAAAUUUGCAUUCAGUCAAGCCAAGGAAACGUGGCAAGUGUCCAUACCUCGCCACAAGCUAUGUGUCAACGGACUUUGGCUCAUGCACACAGUCUUCCAUCCUGACAGGGACUGUCAGAUCUUGUGUGGGAUCGAAUUGCGAACGGAGAGAAACACAAUGUGAACCAGGCCUUGCCCUGCAAAUCUCCCACUAUGUCAACUAUAUGUAUGUGUAUGCAUAUAGACUUGAGUCAAGCACUGAGUAUCUCACCAGCGACUAGCCUACAUGUACAGAGUAACACACACAAAAAAAAGUUUUACACCUUUACGCAAGGACGCUUAUAGGUGUGUGUAGCGUUUACUGACAAAAAAAAACUGCCUUACUUUCUUAACCCUUGUGUUCAUACAACUUUGUGAUAUAGGUGUAACUAAUGUUAGACCUUAAAUAACACUUUGUAAUAAUAUUUGUACGCUGUAUUUUGAGCACUUCGACUGUAAAUGACGAAAUAAAAUGUUGGACACGCGUGA